This is a messenger RNA of Aspergillus nidulans FGSC A4, 1363 nucleotides long. RefSeq names its product putative chitin biosynthesis protein (Chs5). The transcript is spliced from 2 exons. Gene Ontology annotation, molecular function: protein dimerization activity. The coding region runs from base 86 to 1363 and encodes 425 amino acids. NCBI's taxonomy places the organism in Eukaryota, Fungi, Ascomycota, Eurotiomycetes, Eurotiales, Aspergillaceae. Gene Ontology annotation, biological process: protein transport; intracellular calcium ion homeostasis; intracellular potassium ion homeostasis. The record is from RefSeq and is a predicted model, not a curated record. Gene Ontology annotation, cellular component: exomer complex; trans-Golgi network; Golgi apparatus.
CGAACCAUCCCUUUCCAUUCAGCGUUCUCCCUUCUCUUGUCGGUGCACUUCUCUUGCGGAUCUGUCGAUUCGUGCUUCCGUCAGAAUGUUGGUCUCUUUGACCGUCGGAAAGGUCGACGCUGGUGUCGCCGUCCUGUUGACUGAGGACAAUCGCCUCAUUGAAUUUCCCUCGGUCCUCCUCCCACAAAAUAUCACCUCAGGGAGUAUCGUGGAUAUCACCGUGUCGCGUAACAAUGCCGCAGAAGCUGCCAACGCGGCCGCUUUUCAGGCUCUCCAAAAGCGCAUCCUUAACACCUAUGGAAUCAAGACACCUUCACCACCAGUACUCCGCCUCCGCAACGCUACGCAAACCUCGCUAGUCCUCGAAUGGGACCCUAUCGACCUAGCAACCGCAUCCCUGAAGACCCUUUCACUUUACCGCAAUGGCUCCAAAGCCGGCUCUAUACCCCGGCCCCUUGAGACGCGCAGCACCAAGAUCAGCGGUCUCGCAAUUCACUCUGAAUACACCUUCCAUCUCGUUCUACGUACGACCGCAGGCACAUACCAAUCCGAAAAGUUGACCUGCCGGACGCACAAAAUGACGGAUCUGUCCGGUAUUACAGUCACAACUGGCGUGCUUCAUCCUCAGCGAAAGGAAGCCCUCGCCGAGGCCCUUGAUCGCAUUGGUGGUAAGCUUAUUGACACUGUUCGAAUCGAUACCACGCACUUCGUCUGCACUGAAGGCAGGGGCCCGUUAUGGGAGAAAGCUGUCGAAAUGAAUAUCCCCGUUGUGGUGCCCGAGUGGGUUGAUGCAUGCGAAGCGGAGGGUACCAUCGUCAGCGUGAGAGGCUACUACCUGAAUGCCGACCCCAAGGCCCGGCAACUCGGACCAAUUCAUGGCUCGACGCAGCACCAGCGUACUACGUCCUCCAUAGCGUCCCCCUCGCGACAAUCUCAGUCGCAGUCUCUGUCCCUCCCUGCAAACCAGUCAGAGCGGGAUCAGAAUACCUCCGAGCCGCCCCCGACUCCAUUUCCUGGAGCCAAUAUGAGCGGACAGCCAAAGGCGGAAGACGAUGAUAGGGUCUCAUCCGAAAACUCAGAGUCUCCUCCUCCCCCGCCUCCAAAGGAUGAGGAACCCGGAGCCAAGGAGUUGCAGACACCAGCACCACCAAGCGAAUCAACUGAAGCGAACGGGGCUUCCGAAUCAGAGGCUUCUUUGCCUGGUGAAGAUGGCAAAGAGGAAUACAACGAAAGCCCGCAUGAGCAACAUGGCGAGCAAGAACAUGAAGAAGAUGAAGAAGACCUUUCCAGUCCUAAAGGGUCCGAUAAAGACAAAACCAAAGACAAUACGGGGGAAUCAGAUUUCAACGAGGUGCCUCUUUGA